Messenger RNA from Lachancea fermentati, 552 nucleotides. The record is from the annotation of a GenBank genome assembly. Lineage: Eukaryota; Fungi; Ascomycota; Saccharomycetes; Saccharomycetales; Saccharomycetaceae.
AUGGGUAAUUUCUUCAGCUCUAUGUUCGACCGCUUGUGGGGCGUGAAUAAGGAACUGCGGAUCCUUAUUCUUGGUCUAGAUGGUGCUGGUAAGACAACAAUUCUUUACCGCUUACAAAUCGGUGAGGUGGUAACUACUAAACCUACCAUAGGUUUCAACGUCGAGACGCUAGUUUAUAAGAAUUUAAAGCUUAACGUGUGGGAUCUCGGUGGACAAACGAGUAUUCGUCCUUACUGGCGAUGCUAUUAUUCAAAUACCGCAGCGGUCAUAUUUGUAGUCGAUUCAACAGACAAAGAUCGGAUUGCCACAGCUUCAAAAGAACUGCAUAUGAUGCUACAGGAAGAAGAAUUGCAAGAUGCGGCACUGCUAGUGUUUGCGAAUAAGCAAGAUCAACCCGGUGCAUUGAGUGCAUCUGAAGUGUCGAAGCAACUGAACCUCGUGGAGCUCAAGGAUAGAAGUUGGAGUAUUGUUGCCUCGAGCGCUAUUAAAGGCGAAGGUAUCAGCGAAGGCCUGGAUUGGCUGAUUGACGUGAUCAAAGAGGAGCAAUUGUAA